Molecule: messenger RNA, 279 nt
Organism: Acanthoscelides obtectus
Lineage: Eukaryota; Metazoa; Arthropoda; Insecta; Coleoptera; Chrysomelidae
Source: the annotation of a GenBank genome assembly
AUGAAUGCAGCAGGAGGGUUCGUGCCACCCAUGAUUAUUUUCCCUCGCAAAAAUUCAAGUGAGCAGCUUAAGAAAGGAGCUCCUCCGGGCACUUUGUUUGCGUUUCACCCCUCGGGAUGGAUUCAGACUGAGCUCUUCACUAAAUGGUUUGACCAUCUUUUGGAAAGGACAAACCCCACCAAAGACAGUCCAGUACUUCUUAUUUUAGGUAGGCAUCACACUCACACUCGAAAUAUUGACGUAGUCAUAAAAGCCCGAGAAAAUUCAUACAUCGCAUAA